AUGCCUAUUACUGGUGAUAGCAAAGUAUUGUUAUCAACAAAUAGGUACCUAGAUAGUUUUGGUGUUGAGAAUUUCGAAAUAGUAUUGUUUAUUGGACUCGUUUUGGGAAUUACAUUAACACUGAUACCCUUAUUAUGUUGUAUUGAUGCAAUUUAUCGCUGCAUUCAUAACAUAUCCGAUCAAGAACCAAACAUCAAAACACGAUGCUGUCGACAAUCCAGAGAAGUAGCUCCAUCAACUGAAUGCUUUAAAUGCUACAGAACAGGAUCAAAGUGUAAUCAUUAUUCUAAGAAAUGUUCAAGCGUCAAUAUUAGCAGACCGCGUUAUAAAUACAAGCCUCAUUCAAGACCAACAUCAAGUUGUCAUCACACGAGACAACAUUCAGUCAUAAACAUUCCUGAUGAAUCCGAGACUUCAUGUAAUGCUUCUCAAUAUAACUCCAAUUGUUCUUCGAGAGGAUCAGGAUAUGGAAGUUAUCAUCAUUAUAACAUAAGAAAUUAG
This is a messenger RNA of Clunio marinus, 501 nucleotides long. The record is from the annotation of a GenBank genome assembly. NCBI's taxonomy places the organism in Eukaryota, Metazoa, Arthropoda, Insecta, Diptera, Chironomidae.